CGGAGCCUUUCCUCCAUGCUUCCUGUUCCCUCCCGAACAGCAAUCAUUUCGGACGAAUGAUAUCGUGAUUCACCUUUCGCUUGACUUGCUUCAGUUGCUUCACUACCAGCUGACUCGGUUGUCGACGGAGUGGAGUCAACAGGAAGGGACGGAUACCGGAUGCUGAGCGCGUGGACGCGUGCUCCGUCUGACGCUGUUUCAUUCGCUUGAUUUGCCUAUUGGUUCAAGUGAAGCUCUACGGAGGUUUUCCCUUUACUCUGCGAGGGCUUUGCCCGACGGUGGCAUGGCAUGUGUCGGUGAGCAGGGAGGGACCAGGGGUUGCAUGCAACAGCAGAGCAUACACACGCGGACAUGUGUAUUGUUUCUGCUUGAGUGUUGCAGGUGGCGGUUUUGGUUCGGUUGACUGACUAAUCAUGUCUCAAGCUGACCGUCGGCCCCGUUUCCCGUCUGUCGACGCCGACCUUCGCUCACGUCUCUCUCGCCCGCCCCGCCCAGCACCCCCGGCCGGGCCCAGGCCACGUGGCGGCAGACGAGGCAAGCGUGGACGCCGCCCGAGACCUCCACCCAUCGGCAUUCCGCCCAUGAAUGGUCACCAGGAGGACUGCUUGAAUGCGGACGACCCGGCGUUAUCCGACCUCGACAGGCGUCGGCUGGAGGUCGACGCGAUGAACGAUGCGCGGCUAAGAGAGAUGAUGAACGGCGAUGCGCAUGAGCCGCCGCUGUAUGACGGAGAUGGGCGGGUGCCUGGGGCCGGGCCGAGGAGGAGAAUGGUUUUCCUCGAAAGUAAGGAGCGAUAGAAGAGUAGAGCAUCUCUUCAGGUGCGUUUUUUCUGAGUCACCCUUCCUUGUGUUGUUUGUGUGCAGAUGACGCGUCUCCUGGUUGUCCACCAGUCUCUCUCCGUCCCCGGAUGAGCCCCUCCCCCACUCUGCCCCCCGACCAUAGCCGUCUGACCCUGCUUCCCAACCCAAACCGACACAAUCAGCCCAACGGCGUGGCAGCCUAUCCUCACCCGCAGUAUUACUCGCGGCGAGAGGAGGACAUACCCCGACGGAUGGAGCUCGACUGUGUCAUUCGAAGAACGCCCCCAUCCCUUGUCCCCGCCAGGGCUGUGAGAGACGACAGCAACUCGUCGGCGAGAUACCCCUCCCCCAAUGACAGCGAUCGUCUCCCGAACGGUGUCAAUGACCGGAGGCGCUCGCCCAGCAGCCGCAGCCCCCUCAGGCGCAGAUCCCGUCCAUCCCGCAGCCCUCUGAGGCGCAGACCAGCGUCCCCGAGACGCGAGAGGCAUUUGAGACCGGCCAGCAAUGACCAACGUGGCAGCUCUGAGGAGCGGCGGGCACGCUACCGGAGAGGAGACAGAGAUUGCCGGCCGAGCCGGGAGAGAGGGGACCUUCGAAGGGCAAGACGAGACGACGUAAGGCAGCUGACACAGCCAUGAGGAUGCGCGUAUGUGCGGAGGCUCACAUUGUCUCUCUUGUGGAUGGAUGUGUAGAUGCAUAUUGAAGACGGGUUUGGUUCCCAGUUCCCUUCGCCCCCUCCCGCGCGAGCACCUCGCCGCCCCGCCAACCCCACUGCCGCCGCUGCUGGUGCCCGUGCAGCACCGGCGGGCAAUGCCGGCGGGCAGCCGGCACCUAGAGCAGCUGAGCCGAUAGCCGCUGCACCACCAGCCCCCUCGGCUGCCGCAGCAGCCAGCAGGACGAAACGGCCACGAGAUCAGCAACCUGUGCAGAAUGGGCUGACAUCAGCUGCACAAGGCGGGGAAGCAGUUUCGGUGAGUCAUAAUGGGUCGGCCAUUGACGUGGAUGCCUUGGACAGCGUGGAGCCGGAGAGGAAGGCCCAGCGGAAGGGUGAUGGCGGUGUGGGUGACGCUCGUUCAGCUGGUUCUGGCGUGGGGAGCGCCGGCGCCGCUGGGAGCAGGCGGCCAGGGCCACAUCGGGAGAAUAAUACUGUGAGUCCUGAGCAUAUUGCGGCACUCAUCGAGACUCAGCGGAAAAAGAAGUACGAAAACAGUGCCGCAAAGGGCAUUCUCGACACAGUCGGGAGUUACGUCCAGAACGCCGCCUUCACCUGCCGCCACGCCCUGCUUGCCUGGGGCGCUUUGGCUGAUGUUGUUCGGCGCUUGGGCGACAAGGAUGGGAGGGCUGGCGACGAGCUCACAGCAGCUCUGAAACGAGACGACGCUUACAAGGUGGAUCUGCGACGCUUCACGAUCAAACUCCUCCAGCACAUUCCGAUCCCUGCGAGCGGCCGCCCUCCCCCUGACCACUUCAGCACGCCCCCUGAGAGCGUGGCCGCUGACGCCAUGCAGGCGGAGCCCUCCAGCGUGACAGCAGCUGAGUUGCUCCAGCUGGCUGUUGCUGCACAGAACCUCGGCGAGGAUGAGGUCAUCGGCCUGUGUGUCGAGCAGCUCGAAGGAAGCGCCUUGAUCGAUCAGCUGAGUGACUCCGACGUCGCCCUGCUGGAUGACGUCGUAUCGAGUUCGGGUGUCGACAGAGCCGUGGCGGCCAAGUGGACGUCAGCCAUCGACAGGAGGGUCGAGAGCAGGCUGCAGGCUUUCGAGAGAUGGAAGGAGGAGAGCCCGUCAGAUGUUCACAUGCAGCCAUCGGACAAGACGGGGGACAAUGCGGCUGCGGCUGAUUCCGGCACACAACACCAACCGGACGGAGAAGGAGGGACUGCACCUGCAGCGGCAGCUGCUGCUGCACUCAAGUACGAGGAGCAGCCUGCAGCGUCGCGCGGCCGUCCCGACCCCGACCAGCUGUUGGACGCGCUUGCAACGAUCGGCAGGAGGAGUAGUGCGGCCACGAUGGCCUCGGCCCUCCAGUCCAUUGCAUCUACCUGCCGCAGCAGAGGUCUCAGGCGCAGCCGCUCUCAGCCACGCUCUCGGGCUCUAUCAGGAUCAACCACGCCAUCGCAGCGGCCUCGCGACCCAGCAGCUGCACCACUGCCUCAAGAUAGUCGUUAUCUCUCGAUGCUGGAAGCCGCUGUUGAUCGUGUCAAGCCCCUUGUGAGGGAUUCAUUGUCGUCGAUCGGUGUCGUGACCAAAAUGGUGUACGCAGCAGCUGUGGUGGACCCCCUCAUGGCCUCUGCCAGCACUGUCGGCCUCUUGACGGAGGCGUCCAAAGUCGUCAUAAAUGCCCUCAAGAGCAGUGAGACAGCCAAUGCCGCACUGGAUGUGACCGAUGUGGAGCACCUCGCCACGGCCUACACCCUUGCUGUCGGUCGCUCUGACAGACACAUCUUCUUGUCGUGUCUCUCACGCCUCUCUGACGUCAGCCAAGAGGCAGCGACGCGAGGGGUCAUUGCUGGCAUAUCCCUGCUGAGCCACGACGCCAUCAUCGAAGAGAAGAAGAACAGCGUCACGCAGCCGGACGAGGGAGCGCUCCUUCCGGAGCUUGUGGACCGCUUGCUCGACCUCUCGCAGCGCCUCAGGGCCGCCUGCACUACCGUACCAGUGCUGUGUGCGGCGAUCAAGUGCUGUGUCCGGGUUGUCAAGGGCACUCAGGAAGCGGUGAAGAGGUACACGCCACCUGUCGUCAAAGUUUCCCCGCUUGAUUCCUCGAGGGCCCCCCGUGACAACGUGGCCCAGCUGCUCGCCGAUCGACGCUUCCAGUGGCUAGUCGCAGACGUCAACGCACGCGUCAGUCAGGGAGAGGCCCUCCAGCCCUUCGAUCUGGUCUCAGCCAUGUGGGCUGCUGCGUCACUGCCGAGGCUGCGAGACAGCGGUGCUGUGAAGGCAAAGGCGGUGGACACGAAUGAGCUGGCCUCGCUUUUCACUGUGUGUCUGCAAGCGCUCAAGAGAGGGGGGGUGGGCGACUUUGCGGCAAAGGAUCUCUACCAUUUGACCUGGUGCAUCGACGUGGCGCUUGACGAUUUGCUCAAGCAGGAUGCCGAGCAUAAAGAAGCCAAUUCGGUCGUGGAGCUUGUUGUGGCGAGAAUGGAUGUGGUGAUACAGCUGAGAGACACACAGCUGCUGAAGAUGGCUGACGCACUUGCCGGCGUCUUCGAGAAGUCCCAGUGGACGGCCUUGCAUGAAGCCACGGCGGGUGCCUUGGGCAGGGAGUUCCGUGCUCGCGGUCUCAAGGCCCUGGACACCGAGGGGGCGAGGCAGCUUCUGUCGACGUUUCUGCGCCUGCUUAAUCCCUUCAUUGAUGACAUCGAAGACCACACCUCUUUGGAUGGGAUAGUGGAGCUGCUGCGUGACCUCGUACUCGUGCAGCCGCAGCCCGUCAGCGACGAACAUGUCAAGAUUCUCGUCAAGUUGGCUGCGAGACGGCGCGCUCUUCCUGGCGGUGACAAGACAGCACUGUCAGCGCAUCGGUCAUUGCUUCGUGCCCUUUGUGAGCGUGUGACUGUCCUGGCCGGCUCCACGGCCGCUCGGGCGUCCAUUGCUCGUGCAUGCUUCGAGGCUGGCGAGCCAGCGGCAGCGCCUCUGGUCGAGUGCGCGUUCAAGGAGCUCAACAAUCCGCAGGCAGCGCUGGACGACACCAUCGCCUUGUUGCAGCUGCUGACGCUGUCUGAAAAGCCCCUGGGUCAUGAACAGCUCGUGGCAGCCUGUCAGCAUGCCCAGAGAGAUGCCAACGUCUCCUCCCAGAUGAUCGUCGACCUGUACGCCGUCCUUCUGUGCCACGUCGUGGACCCCGAUUCCCUGGACGCCAAGGCUGUGCUUCUCCCCUUCCUGGAGCAGUGGGCCGAUGGGGUGCGUGAGCACAUCGAAGGCUUCAUUGAGCGCGAGAGGAGUGAUGAGGGGGUGUCGGCGAUGCUAGCAAGAGCGAAGAUGGCCUUCGACAGGCUCACGGCGACGCGCUCGGAGCCAGUGAUCACGCUGGUGAAGUAUCAGCACCAGGGAGAGGGUGAUUCCACGAAAGUGAUUCCAGUAGCUGUGGUCGAGAUUGCGGCGAGUCGUGAUGACUGUUCUCUGCCGAUCGGCUUGGCGGUGGACAGAGAGGAGCAUCUGGUGACAUCGUGUGACGGUGACCAAGUCACCCGUACGGGAGCGAGGCAGCUGGACGUGCUGCUCCUGCAGAGGGCGCACAUGGACGUCAAGACGAUUGCAGCCAGUCAACUCGAUCAGCUGCAGCAGAGGAUCGCGUCAUGGAUUCCGACUUCGGAGCACACCCCAGUGCGACAGACCACUGCCGCACUGGCUCAGCAGCAGCCACAGGCCACUACUACACCACCAGCACAGCAGGCAGCCGCGCCGACCGCAGCACAGCAGCCAUCCGUGAGCGACCUCAUCCAGCAGUCUGCAGUGGGGGUGGAUGGCAGUGCGUUGGUCGACCGCCUCUGGCUUAUUGUCUCUCACCCAACCUUCGUCUCUCAGUGCAAUGCACUCAGCGGCGAGGCGCGGGCUGCCCUGAGGGUGAUGCAGGACACAGCGAUGACGCACCUGAUGCAGGGCACAGCAGGCGAUGUGCAGCGUCGCUUCCGGUGCCUCAUCGCGCUGCUGAUGACAGCGCCCUGUAGACUAUCGGGCAGCCCUGACCAGUCUGAGUAUCUCUCGCGUGUGGGUGAAGCGUGCAAGACGCUGCUGGAGGGCAUGGAUGAUGAAGAGUGGCUGACUUGCUUGCGGGAGGGGCUAUUCGUUCGUUUCCUGCGGACCAGGUACUGCAAAAACGAUUUCUUCGCAUCUUCGCUCAGCCGGCAGUUCAGCAGCAGCCUGGCCAAGUGGUUGUCAGAACUCGUCAGGUCGGCAGACCAUACCCAACUGAUGUCCGCACGCCAGCUACUGUACGAGCUCUAUGCGAGGAAGCUGUUGCCACGGCUGGGACUGGAGGCGCUCAUUAUGGCUCUGGAGUUCGUGUCCAAGUAUCAGGAGAAGCUGCUCGUGAAUGCCGAGCUUCGAUUCAAGGACCUGGUCGAGAACAAGCAUAGCAUGCUCACGCAGAUGAUCGGGGAGCGAAUGGCUGGCUCUGACACAGAGACCGUCUCCAUCUCUGGUCUGCACUGCCUUCUGAGAAGGCUGCACCGCCUCUCCCUCUACCGGGAUCGACUGACCGAUGCCUGUGUAAGCCGCUUGCUGAAGAUGCCUGGCGAUAGCUUCACUGGGCCUGAGGUCUCCCAGCUGGCUACGGUCAUCCUGCACCUCAAGCACGCGGACCCCAGGGCCCUUUUCGGCUGCACCGGGCUCAUGAAGAAGCUGAGCGCCGAGCGAAGUCAGCCUUACAUUGUCGGCGUGUCCAAGUUCUUCAGUGAGGUCGGGGAACUGCCCAGCGGCGCUGCUCUGAGGAAGAUUCUGGACGAAGCAUUCAGUCCUGCGGCCGGCGAGCUCUCGCCAAUGGCAAUUGUGACAGCCUGGUCGGCUGUGGGCAAUUGCCUGCUUGGCAUCUGCAAGAAGGGGGGAGGAGGCGGCGGAGAGCCCCUCAAGGCUGAGGACUUCCGAGAGGAGCUGUCAUCUGACCCCAAAUUCACCUCUUUGGCGAGCAAGGUCAUCGAAGUCCUCAGCCGCCCCGAUUCACCGCCGCCGAAUGGAGACCUCCUGCAGAUUGCGGAGGCCUGUGUGAAGAUCCGCGACGCCCAGUGCUGCCGUGACGUGAUGCGUGAGGUGUGCCGUCGGUUGUGGGGCAAGAUUGAGUCGUUCAGCGAAGCAGAGACGAGCCGUCUCAUCGCAGCCAUCCUCAUGAUGACGAUUCGGGGACAGCACCCCGAGGCCGUCGAGCUGCUCUCGUCUAUGCUCGACCUCAUGCCGUCGACGCUUGGGGUGGCCCUUAAGUGGCUUUAUGACGACCUACUCCGCCCUCAGGUUGCUCUGCAGGACGGCAUGGACCUGCUGCCCUCUUUCAUGGGCCGCAAGGAGCUAGAUGCUUACAGCCUGAGCGUCGUCCUGUCGGCUCUAGCGGCCAUAGCGGAUGGGCGGAGGAAACAAGGGGGCAUCAACCACCUUGACACGCAGAUGCUGCGUGACUGGAGAUUCCGUCAGCUGAGGGACGAGCUGCGGCGGAGACAACACGAGUGGCGAGGCAAGAACUCAACCACAAAGCGCAUUCAAGACGCCGAGGGGAUCUUGAAGCCUGCUUUGAGUGACCGCCUCCUCUGAGUGACCACCCACCAGACACGCAUCGUGCGCUGGCUCGUUUGUCUGAUGGUGGGCGGCUCUCUGAUGCGUGGCGCGGUGUGUUUGGGUGGAAGCUCUGAGUUAGCAUGCUUUUUGGGAGAGGGAUGCCUAAAUUGACUAGAUCUGAAACUUCUGUGACUAGCAGACCGCUUCAUUUACGGACCGUGCCGAUCAAGCAGCAUUCAUGCCGCUACGCUGUUGUGUGGCGUGCCAGCUGACGCCUGACGUAUAUUGGCGCUCUCGCUGCCAGCGUAUGGACAAUAUU
Molecule: messenger RNA, 7319 nt
Organism: Vitrella brassicaformis
Lineage: Eukaryota; Vitrellaceae
Source: the annotation of a GenBank genome assembly